Molecule: messenger RNA, 3344 nt
Organism: Dermatophagoides pteronyssinus (European house dust mite)
Lineage: Eukaryota; Metazoa; Arthropoda; Arachnida; Sarcoptiformes; Pyroglyphidae
Source: RefSeq, a predicted model, not a curated record
CGACAUUAAUUAUAAUGAAGAAAAUAAGGUAAUACCUUAUAAAACUGUGUAUGGUCUUUCAAAUAAAUGCACAAAAAAUUCUGAUCAUCGAAUAAUCGACGAAAAUUAUCGUACAUGUCAAUUGAAUGCGAUUAAAAAAUGGAAUAUAGCUUUGGCUGAUUAUUAUACCGAAACAGUGAAUUUUUGUUGUUUCGUUUAUGAAGUAUUAGAAUGUGAAACGAAAGUUUUAUAUCAAUGUGAUCAAGAAUAUUCUGAUCGAAAUGAAAAAGAAACCCGACGAUUGUUUGACAAAUCAUGUCAACGGAUUAUGUCAAAUAAUGCUUGUAAAAAGGCCGUUGAUGAGGGAUCAACAGAAAUUUGGAAAUAUGUCCUAUAUGUAAUUGGUGCAGCCAUUACAACUGCAAUUUCCAUUUAUGCUUGUGUAAAAGGUUAUAAACGACUCACAAUUACUCCCGAAAAGAAAGCAAUGGAAUUGUAUAAACAAGAAAAAAUCAAUCAACUCUAUGAAGCAGAAUCUAUUCGCAAUGUGUAUGAUAAGCAAGUAAAUAAUCUUGACAAAAAAUGGUAUCGAAAUACAUCUAAACAGAUAAAGGGUGAUUCAAAUUUAGAAUCAAUGACCGAAGUGGAAACAGAAAAAAAGGGUUUCUGGAAAAACGUAGGUGAAAUGUUCAAGAAACCAUGGGAAAAAAUGAAGGAGGCGAGGAUUAAAAACAAAUUAAAGUCAGGUAUUGAUAAAGAAGCAAAAAACAAGAAUUUUUGGGAUGAUUUUGAAAAUGAUCCAUCAAAAUAUUAUUCUGAAUUAUCAACCGAAAAAGUAGAAACAAAAGAGAAAACUGUCGAUGCUGUCAUGGAAAAGGGAAGAAGAAAUGAGUUAAUUCAAACGGAAGCUCGUCUACAAUAUGAAGACAUCGAAAAGGACAACCAAGUAAGAUUAACAGAAGAUAAAAAGUAUUUCGAAAAUUUAGCGAAAAUGGAACAAACUGAUCAAACGUCGGUAGCGGAAAGGGAAUUAACUAGAUUGAUGAAUCCAAGACAAAAAAUUGAAAACGUAAAAAGCGAUUCACUUUUGUCGAAAGUAAUCGUCAGUCUUAAUCAAGAACAGGUUGAUGUCCAUCAUAAAAUGUUACGAACUAGAAAUUUUGGCGAAUUCGAAACGAUGAAUCAACUGGAUAAUUGGAUGAAAAAAUUGGAAGAGACUAGAACCAGCAUGCGAAACGAGCGUAGAAAUGACUUCAGUGCAUUGCUAGGAAGUAAUUUGACAAUUCCUGAUUUGAAUAAAGGAUUAGCUAAAACAAGUGAGAAGAGUUUUGAAUCAAGUGAACUAAAUCUUAAUCAAGUUGAUAAAAAUAAUGGAUCACUAAAGACUACACAACUGAAAAACAUUAAUAGUAAUGAAGAAAAAACCAAUAUCAUCACUGAUGCUGAUGUUCAAACAUCUGAAAAACCGGAGCAAACAUCAACAUCAGCAGUAAUUGCACAAAAAUUUCAACACUCGCAACCGAUAAAUCAAAAAACUGAAAAGAUUUAUGUGGAACAAGAAACAGCAUCAUCAUCCGUAAUCGAUGAAGGACAAGACUCAGAGGCAAUACAAGUAAGAAAUUAUACCGAAACAACAAAAAAAGUUUUAGAAAAUGUUGAAUUUCAAAAUGAAUCCAAACUCAAAGGAUCAACAUCUCAAAAAUUGGAUACAAUUUCAACAAAUCCUGAAAUUGCCGAUCCUGUGACAGAAGAAAAAUAUGCAACAACCAAUAAACACGGUCAAUUGUUAACUCCAGAAGUCGAAACAACAUCGGAUUCUGGUAAACAAGGUACAACAGAAAAACAAUUGCAAUCAACAGUAAGUGAGUCGAAAUCAAAAAUACCAGAAGAAAUUCCAUCAGCGAAUAGAUUCGAAACGGAUUCUACAACAUCAGCCCAAAGUUCUACAAAAAUUAGUGAAUCAGACAAACCAUCUUUAAAAUCAGCUCAAAUUGAACAGGUGAUGACAGAAACAAUUGACAUCUCAAGUGAUGUAGGUCAAGGCUCAAAGUCUAGCCUAACGAGAAAAUUAACCAAAACAAUUAAAAAAACUGUCAAAAAUCCGGAAUCACAAAAUGAAUCCAAACUUGAAGAACUGAAAAAGGAUUCAAUUUCAAAAAAGCUUGAAAUGGAUUUGGGACUCGAACAAGAGACACAAGGAAGAAAUUCGCAAUCAGCAGUCAGCGAUUCGAAAUCAAAAACUCCAGUAGCGAUUCCAUCUGCAAAAAGUUCUACAAAAAUUAGUGAAUCAGCCAAACCAUCUUUAAAAUCAGCUCCAAAAGUCAAGUCAACAUUAGAUUUAAUGAAACAAGAAGCAAAGGGAACAGAAUUGCGAUCAGAUAGUGGUUUGAAAUCGGAAAUUCCAACAGCAAAUUUGAUCACAGAAAAUGUCGAACCAAUUGAUAAAGAUGCCAAGCUUGAACAGGUGAUCACAGAAGCAAUCGACAUCUCAAGCGAUGUAGGUGAAGGCUCAAAGUCUAGCCUAGCGAGAAAAUUAACCAAAACAAUAAAAAAAUUUGUCAAAAAUCCUGAAUCACAAAAUGAAUACAAACCUGAAGAGCCAAAAGCGGAUUCAAUUUCAAAAAAGCUUGAAAUGGAUUUGGGACUCGAACAAGAGACACAUGCACGAAAAUCGCAAUCAGAAGUGAGGGAUUCGAAAUCAAAAAUACCAGUAGCGAUUCCAUCUGCGAAAAGUUCGGAAAUUGAUAAGUUAAAAUCAAAAACACCAAUAGCGAUUUCAUCUGCAAAAAGUUCGGAAAUUGGUAAGCUGAAAUCAAAAAUACCAGUGGCGAUUCCAUCUGCAAAAAGUUCAGAAAUUGGUGAGAUUAAGUCCAAAACACCCACACCAGCUGCAUCUACAAAAAGAACAUCGGUCGGUCAGUUGAUGUCCAGAACAUUCACACCAGUUACAUCUACAAAAAUAGAUAAAAUCGAAACGACUGAAGAGAAAAUAAAAAGAUUGAAAGAAACUUACCUUAGAUUAAUAGAACGUUUGCCAAUUGAAAUGAUUGAUGAAAAAAGUGAAUUUUUUACUGGCCAGAGAUCAACCGGUAAUUCCGAAAGUUUAAUUCUUGAAAAUAAAACAGAAAGUUCACAGGAAAUCAAAUUACAAAGUCAAAAUCAGACGCAAUCAUCAACAUCAUCGUCAAAUACAUCAACGAUAAGUACGGAGUUGAAUCGUACAGGAAGAUCAAUAAAACAAAUAAUUUCAACGACAGCAACACAAACUAAUUUACCAUUUCCGGAUUUAAUUCAAUAAAAAAAACCUGAAGAAUAUUUUACAAAACAUUCUCAACGAAUAAAAACUUUUAUUAAUUUCAAUAUUA